Drechmeria coniospora is the source of this 1011-nucleotide messenger RNA. RefSeq names its product aquaglyceroporin. The transcript is spliced from 3 exons. Lineage: Eukaryota; Fungi; Ascomycota; Sordariomycetes; Hypocreales; Ophiocordycipitaceae. Gene Ontology annotation, molecular function: glycerol channel activity; water channel activity. The record is from RefSeq and is a predicted model, not a curated record. Gene Ontology annotation, cellular component: plasma membrane. The coding region runs from base 1 to 1011 and encodes 336 amino acids. Gene Ontology annotation, biological process: water transport; glycerol transmembrane transport.
AUGGCUGUCCUUUCGCCUCCCCAGGAUUUCACAUCCGAAUCGUCCGUCGACAAGGCCGUGCCCGUCUACCAGCGCGAGAUGGGCGAGUCCGUGACGCUCAGCGAGCCGGCCAGCGGCAGCCUCGCUCCCGCCGACGAGGCGCGGUGGCCCAAGAUUCGCUCCCUCUGGCAGGACGCCUUUUCCGAGUUCCUCGGCACCAUGGUCCUCAUCCUCUUCGGCGACGGCGUCGUCGCCCAGGUGGUCCUCAGCAAGGGCACCAAGGGUGACUACCAGAGCAUCUCCUGGGGCUGGGGCAUCGGCGUCAUGUUCGGCGUCUACGUCUCGGGCAAGUCGGGCGGUCACAUCAACCCGGCCGUGACGUUGACCAACUGCGUCUUCCGCGGCCAUCCCUGGCGCAAGUUCCCCGUCUACAUGGCGGCCCAGAUCCUCGGCGCCAUGGCCGGGGCCGCCAUCGUCUACGGCAACUACCGGUCGGCCAUCGACCAGUUCGAGGGCGGCGCCGGCCUGCGGACCGUCACGGGGCCCAACGCCACCGCCGGCGUCUUCUGCACCUACCCGGCCGCCUUCAUGACGCGCACCGGCAUGUUCUUCUCCGAGUUCCUCGCGAGCGCCAUCCUCCAGUUCGUCAUCUUCGCCCUCGCCGACUCGGGCAACAUCGGCGCCGGGCCCCUCAUGCCGCUGUGCCUCAUGUUCCUCAUCUUCGGCAUCGGCGCCUGCUUCGGCUGGGAGACGGGAUACGCCAUCAACCUCGCCCGCGACUUUGGCCCUCGUCUGGUGACGUACAUGAUCGGCUACGGCGGCGAGGUCUGGUCCGCCGGCGGCCAUUACUUUUGGAUUCCCAUGGUCGUUCCCUUCUUCGGCACCCUCACGGGCGCCGCCCUGUACGACCUGCUCGUCUACGACGGGGAGAGCCCCAUCAACAAAGCCUACCUCGGCUUCGACCGUUUCUUGAAGCCCAGGCGAAGCGUGUGGUCGAACACGUACGGCAAGGACGCCGACGCGAGGGUGUAG